This is a messenger RNA of Drosophila persimilis, 2278 nucleotides long. RefSeq lists its product as uncharacterized. The coding region runs from base 14 to 2236 and encodes 740 amino acids. The record is from RefSeq and is a predicted model, not a curated record. The transcript has 3 exons. Lineage: Eukaryota; Metazoa; Arthropoda; Insecta; Diptera; Drosophilidae.
GGAACGGGAAAAAAUGUGGCACAGACGUAGAUCCUUUUUCAAACCAAAGAGGUGCACAAUUAUAUUCUUUAGCCUACUAUUGAUUUUUAUAUGGGUCAAUCAUUCUAAUCGCGAUGAUGAUGCCGGUGGACCGGUUCCUGACGCCAUAGAGAGGCCCUCCCUAUCUCGGUCGGAGCGAUUGUAUCAGCUGGCCAAACAGGAGCACUUGAAGGAUCGGCAGUACCACAUGUUGAAGGCGGAGAAGGACCGAACGUUCGUCGACACGUCUCGAGGAUACGAUACCACCACCGCUAUUGAUGUCGACUUCCUGGAAAACCGAAAUCCAAAGAUGACAGCCAAGCCGGCAAGCCGUUACUUUGUAUAUAGCCAAAAGUGCAAGAUGCCCUAUGCAGAUCCCUUCUCCAGCGAAGCCCUCUCUGUCUUCACUCCAGCUAAACUGAAGACCUGCACGAAUGAGUCGGAUCUGAUUACGCUGAGCUUCGAUCGAAAUCUACAAAAGUACAAGAUACAUGUGAAUUCCCAGGUACUUAUCGGCCUCGCGCCGGACGUCAGUGACCUAAAAUGCAGCUAUCAAGAGGUGACCCACGGUCGAAAUGUUACCGGAAAGUUCUAUAGUAUUCUUCAGCAACCUGUCGACAUCACACCGGAUAUGCCUCUCGACAAGAAUAUGAAUGGAAUUAUAACCGAGUGCCAUGAUGAAAAGAACCCGUCGAGAAUCAUUCAGAAGGAUGCCUUUCCCCUCGUGCAGGUGGUCAACCAGACAUCCCGGACUGGGUCGCAUCCAGUGGAUAUACAGCCCAGCGUCAUUAUGCUGGGCCUGGACACCAUGUCGCGGAUGAACUUUAGGCGCACCAUGCCACGGACGGCCGAAUUUGUGCGAAAGUUGGGCUGGUUCGAGCUGGAGGGCUACAACAAAGUAGCGGACAACACGUAUCCAAAUCUCUGCACUGUUUUGGCUGGUGGCACGCCAGAGGAACUGAAGAAAAUCUGUUCAUUUUCUUACGCUGAAGACCAGGAUUCGUGUCCAUGGAUAUGGAGGGAUUACAAGAAAGCAGGCUACUCGACGGCAUAUGGCGAAGAUAUACUACAGUUCGGCGUCUUUAUUGGGCAAAAUAAGGGCUUUCUUGAAGUGCCAACUGACUUUUAUCUGCGCCCUCUUCUGAUGGGUCUAACUCAAUCGAUGCGCAUCUUCAGAAGAUUUGGCUACGACUAUUGUUUGGGUCGACGAAUAACCGUCUCGUAUUUGUAUGACUUCUGCAUGCAGUUUGCGCAACGAUUUAUCGAGGAGUUAGAGCAACCAGCCUUCGGUUUCUUCUGGAGCUGCACUUUCACCCACGACUAUCAUUUCGGAGCUUCCAGUUUGGAUAGCUUAUUCAGAGACUACCUAAAGAAACUUGAGACACAUCAGGUCUUUGAGAAAUCCAUCGUGAUACUGUUCAGCGAUCACGGCGACGGAUCUGGUGAUCUCGCCGCACUGUCCGACGGGUUUCUGGAGGAACGUUUGCCCAUGCUGCACAUCUAUUUGCCCCCCUGGUUCCGCAAAACAUAUCCUAAGUAUGCUGAAUCCCUUCUUCUUAACCGCAACCGCCUCUCGUCUCCCUACGAUCUCCACAAUACGCUGCGGCACAUUCUGCAGCUGAAUGCAUCGACCUCUGAUCAACUUCCUCCGCUGACAAAUUGCCCCACCAGUCAAUCUCUUUUGCACACAUUGCCACGGGAACGCAGCUGCAAGGAUGCCUGCAUUGGAGAUCACUUCUGUUCCUGCAACGAAUUCAUAGCCGUUAGGCUCAACGGAGACGCAUACAACAUAGUCAAACUGACGCUGUAUUAUAUCAAUCGUUGGAUGAUACUGCACCAUUUCAAUAGACACUGCGAUCGGCUGGUCCUUGAGGAACUGGACAAUGCCGAGAGGAAGCUGCUUGGGGUGGAUAAUGACAAGGAGACCUUGUACGGGACCAUUAUGAUUUAUCGUUUGCGCUUUCAUACCUAUCCAUCUGGGGGUCGCUUUGAGGCCACGGUACGCUAUCACAGUGAACUCGAUACUUUGGUUGACUUCGAUAUAGGAGAUGUGAGUCGCUUGAACAGAUAUCACAACGAUUCGCUCUGCAUCAAGGAUAAAAUUGCCAAAAAGUUCUGCUUCUGCUUUAAAGAUGGAGUCAGCAAACCCGAAUGGCAGAGGAUGAUAAUAAAUUUUGACCAACAAAUUACAAAAGAAUCUGGUAAAUUACGAAUCUAAUCAAUGUUCCGGCCAAAUAAAUGUGACAAUUUCAUCAGUUGA